This is a messenger RNA of Porites evermanni, 4057 nucleotides long. Lineage: Eukaryota; Metazoa; Cnidaria; Anthozoa; Scleractinia; Poritidae. The record is from the annotation of a GenBank genome assembly.
AUGUACCUUAGGAUUUUGAAGGGAAUUGAUUUGGAACUGGUAGAUAGAGAUGUGAUAAGGACUCAACAGGUUAAUUUUGUGUAUUGUUUUUAUAUCUAUGUUAUAUCCAUGGGUGAAAAUAAACCUUCAACAAAGAGGGGUACCAUCAAACAGAAAUUGAUUACCUAUUAAAUUAGAACUGUAUUGUACUACCUAACAUCUCAUUUUGCAGUGCAUAGAGUGAGUGAAGCUGAACCCGUAUUUAGCAGGUGUCUGUAGAGCAGGGUUUGACUGUACCUAAGUUUUUGUAUUUGCCUGAUAUACAAGCUUGUUAAAGUUGUGACAAACUCCACCAUGCCACACACAUUAAGUUGUCGGUGCUAAUAUCUAAACAUGCUAUGCAAAGGGCUGCUGCACUGUACAUGUGUGUGAAAUUGCUCCUUCUGAAAAUCAAAAUCCAUUUUUAAGAGUUAAGACAUUGCUUCUAGAAUCUUGAUUGACAACAUUCUGAAACUUGUAUCAUCAUUUCUUUUUUCAAGACUCUAAGAUCGAUUAUUAAAACUGUCAACUUUUGAUGAGUUUCAGCUGGUUGCACUUGUACAAGUUUGUAAAACCAUUUACAGAUGAAUCAGUUUAGAAGCUAAAUAUAAUUUUUCUUCUAUGAACAGGAAGUAGAAAGAAACACAAAAGUUAAAGAUCACAUCAGGGAUACGUGCAUCACAGAGCUUGUUGACUCUUGGUUUCAGAUUCUGGUAGGUGGAAAUCAUGUACCGGUAUUUUAGCAAAACAAUGAGGUUGAUCUCGGUUUUAUUAACUGUUAUUUUGUAUCGUGUUUUGUAUGCAGAAAACAUAUGAAAAUAGUGUGUCAUCAAUAACGUGCCUUUGCCUGGACACUGCCUGGGCAUCAUUGGAUAUUGAAUGGACUGAUAUUGCCCUAAUUGCAAACAACAGGUUUAUCAGGUAAUGUUCAUUGUAAAAAGGGCAGAUUAAAAUGCAGACUGCGGACUGACGGUGGACUAUUGUUUUUAGGGUUAUAAAACAAUGGGACUUUUAAGUGAAAAAUGAUCCUCGCAGUUGUUAAUGCAACUUAUGCAAUUGUGUAAGAGAAGCCUGAAAAAAAUUCAGGACUUCAACGUGAUUUGAAUUAACCCAUGACCUCGCGAUAUGGGUGCAAUUCUCUAACCAACUAAGCUAUGAAGCCAAUGAUGUUGGGAGCAGGUCAAUUAUGUGUUCAUAUGUUCCCAUGAAAGAGAAAAUGUGACAAAUGUAAAUAAAUGAAAUAAAUCAUACAUGAGAACUGCGGAAAUGAAAUCAAGUAAAGUAUGAUCCUCGCAGUUGAUGUAUUUCAUAUACAUUUGUUACAUUUUAUGUCUUUCACGGGAACAUAGAGAAGCAGUAUCCUUGAACCACAAGAGGUACAUGAAUUCAUGUGUAAGACUAAGCUUACUAAGGUGUACCAGCCUGUGUAUCAGACAUGGUUUAACAUUGGUUAGUAACGUCUGUGCAGCAGUGCUGAUAUCCUUGUCCUAGUCCCCAACGUACUCAAAAAAUUACCAGAAGUGUGUAUCAAUUUUCCUUUCAUCUUGAUUAGCAAAUCAACUAUGGCUUUUUAAACUGGCCAAUCAUGGCAUAAACUUAAAUCCAUGUACACAGGAGGAGGCCCAGAAGAAGGGUUUCAGCGCUGUUUCAAAUGACAUGAACAGAGUUUACAGACUUAAAGAACUUAGAUUCCUUGCUGAUAAAUUGUUGGUCAUCCUCCUUGUCGUGUAUGUCAGUAUUAAACAACUGCAUUUUUCCCUUGGCAAAAAAUGUUUCCUUACUUAUUAGGUUAAUAAGUUUUUACAGCACAUAUGAUAUAACCCUUAUUAAGUGCCUGUCCUACUAGUGAUCAAUCUAACAUCCAUUCAUUCAUUUAAUAUUUAUGGCAGGAUUGAGUCAAAACGCUGGAAGAAAAUGUUGCUGAUUUUGGUAGAAUAUCAGAAAUUCUACUCACCAUUUAGGGAAAGGUAAUGCACUCAGUCGUACAUUACACAUUUCAACUAUUUUUAGGUUUUAACAGACUUGUUUAGAACGCUUUGACAAAAAACCUGUCAACAAACUGUUGUAGAGCGAGCCGACCCCACCCCCCAGCCCCCCCCCCCCGACCGAAACAAUCCAGAAAGAGUUUUAAAAAAAUGACGUAAUUUUUUAGUUUGUCUAGUCAUAAAUCAGCAUUGAAUACGACAGUCGUCGUCCAGGAAGCGUGCUACAUGUUUCGUCGGUCGCGCUUAUCUGAAAAGCAAUAUUUUAAGUCCGUUUUUUUCGUGUUCAAGUUACUCUUCUGCACGGCCAAUGAAUGUUAAAGUGAAAUCGUAGACUAGGACGAUUUCCCGAAUCGCUUUGCAAAUGUGAGGGGGGCGGCAUAACUUUUCGAAGAGAAGAUUCUAACAUUCUUAUCUUUGGUGUUCCGCGUUUUAGAACAUAUCGAGGAACAGCUGUUGUUGUAGCGAAAGGCUGAUGCCUGUAUCAGCUAGUUUGCUAUGACGGCUGUUAUUUCCAGAGCAACGCCAACCAUAAACCAGGGUCUGUCAAGUGCCAUUCACGAGGUGAGUGAUGAAUGUAGGUAGUGUAUUUUAAAAAAUGUUAGGUAGCCUGUGUAGCUGGCGGGAUUCCUGUGCCCGGGGUGGCGACGGAACCGCCACGCGAAGCGAGGGGUGAAGCGAGGGAUUUUCGCGAGCGGCUUGCAGCGAGAGAAAAUUUUAAAUUGACUUGUACCCACUCUUCUCAGCACUUCCACGCUAAUCCCACCAGCCACGCAGGCUAAACGUAAGGAAGAUCCUUGCAUUUAAACUUGCUAUAGCCUGAGUGGCAGGCGUUCAAAAGGGAAGGGAAAGGGGAUUUGGAGCGCGCAAGAAGCGGACUCGCGCCUAAAUUCUCUUCCUCGUCCGUUUCGAACGCCAGCCACGCAGGCUAAACUAGCUGACUUGUGCAUUUGUGAAAAGAAAGCUGGAAGAAACUCCGGCUUGCAGUUUGCCGGGAUUCGAAGCCAGACUUCUGCGAUACCGGUGCAGCGCUCUAACCAAUUAAGCCAGCAUACCAACUGGGUCAUUAUGUUGGAGAGUUUAAGCUUCACGUACACGGCAAACAGUUAGCGUCUGAUUCAAGUUGAGAAUUUCUCAAAAUAGAAAAUGAGCAGAUAAAAACAGCUCAAAACAAUUCUUAUGGAUAAAAAAUUGCUUGAAACUACUAAUUUAGGUGAAGAAAUAGUGAACAGUAAACAACAAGUAUUAAAAGAGGAAACUUGGUCACGUGGUACAAAUUCGUGUUUGCCGUUUGACGAAAACGUGAUGCUGAACCUCUCUAAUGGUUCGUAAUAUACCCAGGAAAGGCUAGUAGUGUAUUUGCUGAUUUCGGUCUCUGAGUGCGUCCUCUUUGGGACGCAACAGGACGGCAGAGAGAAGAGGACGGCAAAAAGUUUGUGUGUGACAAGCGCGACUGGGCUGCUACUUGCGAGUUUUGUCGUGAUCUUCACCUAACGUAACUGUGUUAUGGUCUUUUACAAGAAAGAUCUGUUUUCAGGUGAAGUUUGGCGGAUAAUGUUUUCAAACAGUAUCAUUAUAUUACGCUUGUCACACAAGGUUUGCCGAUGCCCAUAUAAUUAUGCUUCUGUUGGUCGUGUCGCUAGUGAGGCCUUUAUUUAAGGAGUAUGUGUUCCCAAUAUUGACACCGGCAAUCAAGGGAUAUCACUGGAAAUUAAGCUUAAACAAGUGACAAUGUUGUUGACAAAGUAAUUGCGGCUAUUUUCUUUUUGUGGUAACCGACUUUACGUCAACCCCCUCACCCUCAACCUUCCCAGCAAAAAAUGUUUAAAAAAGAUCGAUACGGUGAUAAUGGUAAGAGCUUUUUUUGGUGGCCUUCGCAAAAUAGAUUUACCAGAGGAUUUGAAUUUAUUUGUCAACUGUCUUUUUUCCAAUAGGUUCUUCUUACAGAUACAAUAUGCACUAACAAGUGCAACAUGAACAGUGCUCUCUUCAAAGAAGUCACACAGCACGAAAAAAGAAAUUUAAGUGAGCGUAAUGGUGGCGUAAAGCUGGCGUAA